Symbiodinium pilosum is the source of this 893-nucleotide messenger RNA. NCBI's taxonomy places the organism in Eukaryota, Dinophyceae, Suessiales, Symbiodiniaceae. The record is from the annotation of a GenBank genome assembly.
AUGUUGGUGACCGUCCUGCUCGCGCGGACGGCACCAAGUCUGGCCAUGAACGGUGGACUUCUGCAUGUCGACUCUGUCAGUGACUACGCUGUUGCUGUCAUCUUCCUCUUAUCAGGUUUCAGUUUGAAAUUGAGUGAGAUGCGAGCCGCCGCCCUCGACUUCCGUCUGAACCUUUUGACACAGAUGCUGUCCUUGGGACUGAUACCUUUGCUUGCUUAUCCACUAGUGCAGCUUGGGCACGGCAGUAAAUGGAUUCAUGGGCAAUUGCUCGAUGGUUUGAUGAUCACCGCAUGUUUGCCCACGACUGUGAACAUGUGUGUGCUCUUGGCCAAGUCCGCGGGAGCGAACACUGCAGUUGCCCUGACCAAUGCCAUACUUGGAAACUUGUUGGGCGUUUGCGUGACGCCUGCGCUUUUGCUCCUCACACUUGGAGCCAGAGCGAGUAUCCAACUGGGGCCUGCAGUUCAGAAACUGGUCGUGAAGGUGGUUGUACCAGUAUUGCUUGGCCAGUGCCUUCGCAGCUCUCGUGCGCUGCAACGCUUUUACACCGAGAAAAGCGCAUUGUUUAAGAAGCUCUCCGAAUGCCUUUUGCUGUUGAUCGUGUGGAACGCCUUCAGCAAUGCCUUCGUGGCUGGUCUCGGGGUCAGCGGCAAAGAGCUCAUCUUUCUGGCUGUGCUCAUGCCUGUCUCGCACAUCAUCCUGCUGACGGGCUUUGUCAGGAGCUUAUCGUGGUCGCGGAUUGGUAUCGCACCCAGGGAUGCAGUUGCUGCAUCACUCGUAGCAAGCCAGAAGACUCUGGCUUUUGGAUUGCCGCUGAUCAAGACCAUCUUUGAAGGAAGUGCUGACUUGGCGUACUUCUGCGCCCCCAUCAUGCUGCUCCAUCCAAUGCAACU